UGACAACGCCUUUCUGAAUUUAGCUCGGCGCUCGCCCGUCACCGUCGCCGCCUUCGGCGCUCUUCGAUCACGCGGGCUCGUCUCGCACGAGACGGACGGAGCGAUGCUGUCGACGGAGGGAGCUUUCGACGCGCCGCGGAGAAGACGUGCGCUGUCGCGUUCGUACGUUUGGCGCGUUAACAUCCGACAAGCAAGCGUCGGGCGGCGCCGGGUUCCGAGCCCGCCGAUGUUUUCCGCUUCGCGACGUGACCGUUGACCGCUACUCGCCAGCGCUCCCGCCAAGAUGGAAACGUCGGUGAAAGCCGCCGAGGCGUCGGCGCCCCGCCCGCCAGAUGAGGGAGCUCCGCCCUCCGCGGCCGAGGACCUCGCGGAAGAGUUCGGCAGGAGACUCCGAGAGAUCGUCGGCGGCAACGCUCAGGUGGAUGCGGACGCGCACCACGACCUCGCGGCCAGCGUCCAGUCAGAGGCGGCUUGCGUCCUGGACGGUCUGAGCGCUUGGACCACAUCUGAGGAAAAACUCCAUCACUUGACGAGUAAACACGCCGAGCUGUUGGUGCACGAGCGCGCCCAACGGAAGGAGAUCGGGGCUCUACGUGACGACGUUUGCAGCCUGCGGGCCGAGAAAGGCCAAUUGGAGCGUCUGUGCCGAGAUGUCCAAGACCACUACGCCGCGCUGCGGGACGAGGCCCUGCGUCGCCGCCGCGAGGACGAGGAGAAGCGGGCGGAGAUGGCCGCUCAUUUCCAGACCUCGCUCGCGGACAUCCAGACGCAGAUCGAGCAGCACAGCGCCCGAAACGAGAAGCUGUGCGAGGACAACGCCAAGCUGAGCCAAAAACUGCACUCGCUGCUGGAGCAGUGCCAGCGCAGAGAGGAGACUAUAGAGAAGAUGGACCAUCACCGCGACCUCCAACAGCAGCUGACUUCGGCCAAGCUGGAUCAGGCCAACGCGCUGCUGGCGGACGCGCAGCAGAAGCACCGGCGCGAGAAAGAAUACCUGCUGGCCGAGGCGGUGGACAAAACCCGCAAGUGCUUUGCCAUGAAGGAGGAGGAGCUGAGCCUGAAGAAGAAGUUGGCGCUCUACUCCAAAAAGUUUGAUGAGUUCCAGACGACGCUAGCCAAGAGCAAUGAAAUCUACGCCCGCUUCAAGGCCGAGAUGGAACAGAUGUCGGAGAAGAUGAAGCGGUUGGAGAAGGAGUCCGACGUCUGGAAGUUGAGGUUCGAGAAUUGCAACAAAGCUUUGACGGACUUACUGGAGGAGAGGAGCGAGAAGGGCAAAGAGUACGAGGUCUUCGUGGCGACCAUCCACAAGCUGGAGAAGUUGUGUCGAGCGCUGCAGGACGAGAGGAAAGUUCUGUACGCCAAAAUCAAAGAUGUCCGCCGGCCCGAUGCCGACACCUCCCCCGAGGCGCCGCCCGCGCCCGAAAAGCGCGACGACGACGACGACGACGACAGCAUCGUGACGGAGGAAAUGCGGCGUCUCAGGGCCGAGCAAGUCAAGCUGCAAGAGUUUGCGGAAUCCUUGAAGGCGUCUCACGGCGUCGGACGGGAUCGGCAAGAGGGCGCCGCGUCGGACCCGGAGGAGCGCCCGGACGAUGACCCGCUCAACAUAACGCUCCGUCCGCCGGAGCGAGACCACCCAUCGCAAGCGGAGGCGGAAGUCCAACCGGCGCAACGAGCGCAACCGCAAGCGGAGCCGGAAGCGGACGCCGGGCCCGAAGCCAAUCGAGAAACGCCGGCAGAAGGGAAAGCGGAGCGGCGCUCCAAAGCGGGAGCCGACUCCGGAUCUUCUUCCGACGCCGCGGCCGAGGUCGAAGCGUCGCCCUCGACGGUCGGCCGGCGAGCCGAGGACCCCGCCGGCUCUGAGGCCACGCCCCCCGCACCGGCACAUCAACCCAAGAAGGAAAGCAAGAAGAACAAGAAGAGGAAGAACACCGGGAACCUUUGAGCGGGUUGGCGUCACCUCACGAGGGC
This is a messenger RNA of Hippocampus comes (tiger tail seahorse), 1971 nucleotides long. RefSeq names its product beta-taxilin-like. The record is from RefSeq and is a predicted model, not a curated record. NCBI's taxonomy places the organism in Eukaryota, Metazoa, Chordata, Actinopteri, Syngnathiformes, Syngnathidae. Gene Ontology annotation, molecular function: syntaxin binding. Bases 284 to 1945 code for a protein of 553 amino acids. The transcript is spliced from 10 exons.